Messenger RNA from Ochlerotatus camptorhynchus, 2078 nucleotides. RefSeq names its product serine protease 53-like. Bases 169 to 1947 code for a protein of 592 amino acids. Gene Ontology annotation, biological process: proteolysis. The record is from RefSeq and is a predicted model, not a curated record. Gene Ontology annotation, molecular function: serine-type endopeptidase activity. The transcript has 6 exons. NCBI's taxonomy places the organism in Eukaryota, Metazoa, Arthropoda, Insecta, Diptera, Culicidae.
CUGACGUUCAGAAGUGGGUGCAAGUAAAGUGUUAGUUUGAUGACAAUUGUUAGUCAAAAGUCAAAUCAAUGGUAGUAAAAACUGGUUCGUCAGAAAGGAAAACUUGAGUUCAUUUCUAGAAAACCAUUGGAACUUCCAACGAACCUCCACUACAAGCUACCACCAGUAAUGUACUUCCCAUUGAUCCUAAUCCUGUGGCUUUCGGCAAUCACUUUCGCCAACCAUCAGUCAAACAAUGCCCUGUACCGUUGUGGAAUACGAAAACGCUUCGGAGCACAGCUAAUCCACCAUGCACGAACGGCGGAACUCGGUCAGUGGCCAUGGCAUGUUGCGAUCUAUCAACAAAUUGCCCGGAACAGGUCGUCAUCGGAAGGAGAGUACAAAUGUGGAGGUACCCUUAUCGAUCAGCAGCACGUCCUCACUUCGGCCCACUGUGUAGUUCAGCAAAACGGUCAACCACUCAAACCGCACCAGGUUGUGGUCCACCUUGGGAAGCACGAUCUAUACGAGUUUGCCGAUCAGCUGCAGAUCGUGAAUGUAUCCAAAGUUCACAUUCACGAAGAAUACAGUCCCAAUCGGGAUGAUCUGGCGCUGCUGGUUUUAGAUGCGAUCGUUCGCUACUCGGAGUUUGUGAUCCCGAUCUGCCUGGAACCGGUUCCGGGAGGAAAAUCAGAUGACCUGGUUGGACAACGCGGCUGGGUAGCCGGCUGGGGAGUUACCGAGAACGGGACGCUGUCCAGGGUGUUGAAGACAACCCAAAUGCCCGUGGUGGACAUCACCGAGUGCGCCCAGAGUGAUCCGAAUCUGUUUGGGAGAUUUGUAUCGCGGGCGGUGUUCUGUGCCAGCGAUCGCAAUGGUACAAGCGUGUGUCUGGGGGACUCAGGUGGCGGUAUGUACUUCAGCGUUGGCGAUCGCUGGGAACUGCGAGGAAUAGUUUCCUUCGGAUCAGAAUCGGAAACUGGUAGCUGCGAUACGAGCAAAUACAUCAUGUUCACCAACGUGGCACAUUACUAUCCAUGGAUUCGCAACCUGACGGAUGGCAGAGUUGGGCACUUCGACAACGUACCGAAGAGGAUAAGCGAAAGAAAAUGCGAAGAAUACGCUGCACUGGCUCGGAAGAAGUCCAACGGAGUUUGCUACAACGCUAGAUAUCCACAUACGGUCACCAUAAUCCACGAAAAAUCGGUCAUACUGUGCAGCGGUUCACUCAUUAGUGAACUCUUUGUGCUAUCUUCCGCUGCUUGUAUCGAAUUGGAAUGGAAGCCAAGUAAAAUCCGAAUCGGCAGUCAGGAGGAUGUGGACAUCCAUCAAGUUAUCGUUCACCCGGACUACAACCGAAGAAACCGCAUGACCUACCUCUUGUUAAUGCAGUUGGUAAGGCCUCUAGUGCUUGGUGCUAGGCUAUUGCCAGCUUGCCUUGCAAAUUCUGCUACAGAAAACCUCUACGACACACUGAUAGUCACUGGAUACACGGGAAACUAUCGUCGGUUCUACGAAAACGUCAACAUGCGGGCAAUUUCGACGGCUGAAUGCAGUUUCCAGAUGAUCGAAAGAAACGCCAUUCGACGGAAUAUUACGUCGCUUGAAAUCUGCGUGGUAGCUCAGCACGAGGAGGAGUACGAUGGCGAAGACUAUCUACUGGGCGGAAUCACCGGUGCAUCGCUGCAGACCUUUAACAGCCGCAGUUGCGUGUUUACGACCUUGGGAGUUUCCAACCCCUUGCCCAAGUCCAUGGGAGUAUCCUUUGAGUACGAUAUCGAAGUUUACACCCGCGUGGCGGCCCAUUUGGACUGGUUGGAAGCCAUAGUCUGGGGGACCGACGACGGUGAGGUAGUGACAACUACCGUGGCGACCAUGAUAGAAGUAAGCUCCCAAGCGACUACGGUGCCGAGUCGUGGUAAAAAGUACGAUCGGUUUUCUCAUGAUUUCUACUUUCCGGAUGAUUGAGGCUAUCAAGAAUGGUAAUAAUUUUUGGUAAAUGUUUUUUUUUACAACCCAAGCGAGUAGCUUGUUGGGUGUUAAAUAAUUCUUAAAAACAUAUUGCUUGAGAACAACUGAAUAAAAAAACACUAAUCGUA